Molecule: messenger RNA, 1120 nt
Organism: Pongo pygmaeus (Bornean orangutan)
Lineage: Eukaryota; Metazoa; Chordata; Mammalia; Primates; Hominidae
Product: DNA helicase MCM8-like
Exons: 1
Coding region: 1-789 (262 amino acids)
Biological process (GO): double-strand break repair via homologous recombination
Cellular component (GO): MCM complex; nucleus
Molecular function (GO): single-stranded DNA helicase activity; single-stranded DNA binding; ATP binding
Source: RefSeq, a predicted model, not a curated record
AUGGGGAGUGCACUACUAUCCAGAUUUGAUUUGGUCUUUAUCCUGUUAGAUACUCCAAAUGAGCAUCAUGAUCACUUACUCUCUGAACAUGUGAUUGCAAUAAGAGCUGGAAAGCAGAGAACCAUUAGCAGUGCCACAGUAGCUCGUAUGAAUAGUCAAGAUUCAAAUACUUCGGUACUUGAAGUAGUUUCUGAGAAACCAUUAUCAGAAAGACUAAAGGUGGUUCCUGGAGAAACAAUAGAUCCCAUUCCCCACCAGCUAUUGAGAAAGUACAUUGGCUAUGCUCGGCAGUACGUGUACCCAAGGCUAUCCACAGAAGCUGCUCAAGUUCUUCAAGAUUUUUAUCUUGAGCUCCGGAAACAGAGCCAGAGGUUAAACAGCUCACCCAUCACUACCAGGCAGCUGGAAUCUUUGAUUCGUCUGACAGAGGCACGAGCAAGGUUGGAAUUGAGAGAGGAAGCAACCAAAGAAGAUGCUGAGGAUAUAGUGGAAAUUAUGAAAUAUAGCAUGCUAGGAACUUACUCUGAUGAAUUUGGGAACCUAGAUUUCGAGCGAUCCCAGCAUGGUUCUGGAAUGAGCAACAGGUCAACAGCGAAAAGAUUUAUUUCUGCUCUCAACAAUGCUGCUGAAAGAACUUAUAAUAAUAUAUUUCAAUUUCAUCAACUUCGGCAGAUUGCCAAAGAACUAAACAUUCAGCUUGCUGAUUUUGAAAAUUUUAUUGGAUCACUAAACGACCAGGGUUACCUCUUGAAAAAAAGCCCAAAAGUUUACCAGCUUCAAACUAUGUAAAAGGACUUCACCAAGUUAGGACCUCCUGGGUUUAUUGCAGAUUAAAGCCAUCUCAGUGACGAUAUGCGCACACGCACAGACAGACAGACACACAGACACACACACACACACACACACACACACACAGUCAAAUACUAUUCUCUGAAAAAUGAUGUCCCAAAAGUAUAAUAAUAGGAAAAAAGCAUUAAAUAUAAUAAACUAAUUUAAGAAGUGAUAAAGUCUCCAGAUGCAGUAGCUCACACUGUAAUCACAGUGACUCAGGAGGCUGAGGUGAGAGGAUUCCUUGAGGCCAGGGUUCGAGACCAACCUUGGGCAACAUAGCAAGACCCCA